UUAAUUAAGUAUCGAAUUGAUAAAUAAGGAGUUGUUUUGUUUAUAAACAAAUUUAAACGAUUAAUUUCCAGGUUCCAGUUUUAAUUUAGUAGCGAUUCAUAGAGGGCGUAAAUGUAGCUAGAAGAUCGAUGUUUUUGAAUUUUGACCACGCUGCGGGAAGAAUUACCAAGCUGCAUUUGUGACGUAUUUAAUUAUUAUUAAGUAAAAUAUUCGGAAAAUGUCAAAAUUAGGUCCCUGGUGUGCUGUUUCUCAUUGCUAUAAUAGACGGGGAAAUCCUCCAGGCAUGCACUUCUUCCAUUUUCCAAGAGAUCCACAAAGAUGUCACUUAUGGAUAGAGAAAUGCCAACGGCAUGACUUGAAAGAUAAAGAAGUAGCAAAAAUUAGCAAUAAUUAUGUCUUGUGUGAGCAACAUUUUGCAAUGGAUGCAUUCGUAAAUCCAAAUCAUAUAAGAUUAAACGGAAAAGCUGUCCCUUCCAUCUUUGACACACAUGUCACUAUUGAUAAAAACAAGAAUGACUCGGAACAGACAGUUUUAAACAGAGACAGAGGGAUGGAAAUUAUUAUUCCUGAUGAAGAUAAUAAGUAUAGCCUCAGCCAUCAGUUAGGAUUUGAGAUUGGCAAAACUGUCCUUGAAGUUGAAUAUGACGAAUAUAACAGUUUUCACGUCGAAGAAGAUAUAUUGAACUGCAAGAUUAAAACUGAGCCGUCGUUCGGUCAUGAAGAAGAAGAAAUUAAAAUGUCUCCAAAUCACAUUUGUAAUACAGAAUAUUUAAAUAACAAAGAUUUGAGACAUAUACAAAAGGGUCUCCAAGAAAUUAACUCCACUAAUACACAAGUCAACUAUUUUAAUGAUUAUGAUUUUUCUCGGCAUAAUCAAAACGGAAAAGUAUUUUCACUUAAAGAAACUUGUAGAUCUAUAAAUUUCUAUUAUCGUCUGGCUGUCCUUUCUUAA
Centruroides sculpturatus (bark scorpion) is the source of this 952-nucleotide messenger RNA. RefSeq lists its product as uncharacterized. Gene Ontology annotation, molecular function: sequence-specific DNA binding. The transcript is spliced from 5 exons. The coding region runs from base 218 to 952 and encodes 244 amino acids. NCBI's taxonomy places the organism in Eukaryota, Metazoa, Arthropoda, Arachnida, Scorpiones, Buthidae. The record is from RefSeq and is a predicted model, not a curated record.